Molecule: messenger RNA, 3828 nt
Organism: Oncorhynchus mykiss (rainbow trout)
Lineage: Eukaryota; Metazoa; Chordata; Actinopteri; Salmoniformes; Salmonidae
Source: RefSeq, a predicted model, not a curated record
AUGGACUCCAGACAAUCACGGAUUAUAAAAGGAAAGGUCACCGACGCCUCACUUCCAGAUAAGCUGAACAUCUUCUUCAACACAAAGCUGCGGACGCGGGCCACCGCCACUCAGGAGGACUGUGAGCUCUCGUUCUCUGUGGCAGACAUGAUAAAGACGUUUAAGUGUGUUAACCCUCGCCAGGCUGCUGGCACAGACGGCAUCCUAAGCCGCGUCCUCAGAACAGACGCAGCGCUGAUGUACGACGCGGUGCACGUGGUAGCGGUGGCAGUGCAGCAGUCGCAGCAGAUCACUGUCAGCUCGCUGCAGUGCAACCGCCACAAACCCUGGCGCUUCGGAGCGCGCUUUAUAAGCCUCAUCAAAGAGGCCCAUUGGGAUGGCUUGACUGGACACAUCCUCUUCAACAAAACUAACGGAUUGAGGACGGACUUCGACCUGGACGUAAUCAGUCUAAAGGAGGAAGGACUGGAAAAAAUUGGAACAUGGGACCCUCCCAGUGGGCUGAACAUGACAGAGAACCACAAGAGCAAAACGACUAACAUCACUGACUCUCUGGCUAACAAAUCCCUCCGCGUCUCCACCAUACUGGUGGAGCCCUAUGUGAUGUUCAAGAAGUCCGACAAGCCGCUGUACGGAAACGACCGCUUCGAGGGCUAUUGCAUCGACCUGCUCCGCGAGCUCUCGGGGAUCCUGGGCUUUCACUAUGAGGUGCGCCUGGUGGAGGACGGCAAGUAUGGGGCGCUGGAGGAGAGCACGGGCCAGUGGAAUGGCAUGGUCAGGGAGCUCAUGGACCACAAAGCAGACCUAGUGGUGGCUCCUUUGGCCAUUACCUAUGUGAGGGAGAAGGUCAUCGACUUCUCCAAGCCCUUCAUGACCCUGGGGAUAAGUAUCCUCUACCGCAAGCCCAACGGAACCAACCCGGGUGUCUUCUCCUUCCUCAACCCCCUCUCACCCGAUAUCUGGAUGUAUAUUCUGCUGGCUUACUUGGGUGUCAGUUGUGUGCUGUUUGUCAUAGCCAGGUUCAGCCCGUACGAGUGGUACAAUCCCCAUCCGUGCAACCCAGACUCGGACGUGGUGGAAAACAAUUUUACGUUGCUCAAUAGUUUCUGGUUCGGCAUCGGGGCUCUCAUGCAGCAAGGCUCAGAGCUCAUGCCUAAGGCCCUGUCCACCCGGAUCGUGGGGGGCAUCUGGUGGUUCUUCACCCUCAUUAUCAUCUCCUCCUACACGGCCAACCUGGCUGCCUUCCUCACCGUGGAGCGCAUGGAGUCACCCAUCGACUCGGCCGAUGACCUGGCCAAACAGACCAAGAUCCUGUACGGAGUGGUGGAGGAUGGAUCUACAAUGACCUUUUUCAAGAAGACGAAGAUCUCCACUUACGACAAGAUGUGGGAGUUCAUGAACAGCCGGCGAACGUCUGUGAUUGUGAAAAACAUAGACACGGGCAUCCAGCGCGUGCUCACCUCCGACUACGCUUUCCUCAUGGAGUCCACAACCAUUGAGUUUGUCACCCAGCGCAACUGCAACCUUACCCAGAUAGGGGGCCUCAUCGACUCCAAGGCCUACGGAGUGGGAACACCCAUGGGGUCUCCGUACCGGGACAAGAUCACCAUAGCAAUCCUGCAACUGCAGGAAGAAGGGAAGUUGCACAUGAUGAAGGAGAAGUGGUGGAGGGGAAACGGCUGUCCGGAGGAUGAGAAGAAUAAGGAGGCCAGCGCUCUGGGGGUGCAGAACAUCGGGGGCAUCUUCAUCGUGCUGGCCGCAGGGCUGGUCCUGUCGUUGUUCGUGGCCGUUGGGGAGGUCCUGUACAAGUCUAAACAGAACGCAGAGCUAGAGAAGCGCUCUUUCUGCAGUGCCAUGCUGGAAGAGCUACGUGGCUCCCUGAAGUGCCAGCGGCGGCUCAAGCAGAAGCCGCAGCCACCAGUCAUCGUCAAAACUGAGGAGGUCAUCAACAUGCACACAUUUAAUGACAGGAGACUGCCAGGCAAGGAGACCAUGGCGUGAUUAGGGUCGAAGGUCAAAAAUAGCCCUGAAAGGGUCCAAAAACAGCCAGAAGAUCUGGAGGGAUUGAAUGAACUUUAAUGUAAUGUUAACGUAACCUGAAACUAUAUUGCAUUGGCCCCCAGCUUUGGUAGUAUGGUAGACAUGUUUCCUGUGGAAAUGUAGAUGUGUGGACAUGACUGGAGAUGAUGCGUCACCUCAUGGUGGCCAACAGUUUUCAAGAGGGACUUUUGCAGGGGGCAAGUUGAAGAAUUGUGAGAAUGAUGGAUUUUUGAGAUGGAUCUCGACAGGGACUCGAAGAGGAGAACUCAAAAUGCAUGUCUGUUGAGACUGCCUUUGAGUUCACUUCACAGUCAGUGACUUUGCACACCCACACAUGCACACACACCUGUUCAGAGCAUCACACUGUAUCUUGAGGCCCCAAGAAAUUAUUUGGUUGUUUUUUUUCUGUUGAUGUCAAUUACACUUUUGUCAAAUCUCCAUGUGUGUGUGUGUCCAGUUGAUUUUUAAAAAAGGAGCUCAUAUAACAGGUCGUUAUGAUAAGGAAUGUUACAAAGUGCCACAAUGUUGAAUAAGAACUGUAUGAAGAAAAUAGAGAUGAUAAUGUUUUAUUUCAUUUGUAAUCAUUGAUUUGGCUUGACCUCCCUAAUACUCAUUGUUUAUCUUCUGUAAUGCGUUUAUCGUGCCAAAGUUUGGGCGACGUAAACCACUGACAUAUUACUUUCAAUGACUCCACAAACAUGCUGUACGGUGUCCAAAAUCACAUUACAGUCUGUCAUUUUGAGUUAAUAUCUACUGUUUAAAGGCAAGAUUUCUACAAAAAAAAUAUGUUCGUUUUUGUAUACGGACAAAGUUUUGUAGUACUUUCUAUCAGUCUAGCAUUCUCUGUGGACUUCACAUAUGUAGCAGGUGGGAGCCCCCCUCCACCCUCAUUCUGACUACAGGUGAUUUAGGGGUGCCCCCGAUCUGGGGCCUCCAGGGGCCCCUCACUGUGCCAUGCCCUCUCUCUCCUCUGUCGUCCAUACUGUCUCCUCAAUAGGGCCCAUGUUUCUGUUGUGAGAUGAAAAGCAUAUCUGGACGUUCUAGAGCUGCCCUCAUCUCCCAACUAAACCUUGCUUACAUACUGUAGCUGUGCAGUGACUGUGUCUCAAUAGUUUUAACUUUCCAUUCCUUGUGUACUUUCCUCUAUGACCACUGAUACUGUAGGACAUGGCAGGUGGAAGCAAUAUAGCAGAAACCUAUCCAGUUUUUUUUUUUUUUAAAUCUGUCAGUGAUCAUGAAGGAUGAGCGUUCAGUCCGAGUGCUCAUUCAGAGUAGGGUGAAGUUGCCCGUAGAUGCUGAUCUUGGGUCACUUUUGCAUUUUCACACUACUGGUUAAGUGUAGGAUUGGGGGAGGGGAAGCUGAUCCUACAUCUGUGCCUAGGGAAAACUUCAUCCUGGAGUGUCUCAAACAAUCCCAAAUGCCCAAAUGGGUCCAUCCCCAGAAAAGAAAAUACAAAAUACAAGGUCCAUGUUUCUUAAAAUAUUUCUUCUGUACAUUAAUAAAUUAAUGUAGAAUUUGAGUCAUUUCAAGAAACCAUUAAUAAAAUAUACAGGGGGAGACCUAGUUUGCUUUUUUUAUUAUUUUUUUUUUUUUUUACCAGUAUUGCUUGCCAUUUUCUACCCUGCUAGAUUCAGUGGUACAAAGUGUAAAUGGUUGAAUAAUUUGGAAGAUUCAUCAGAAAAUAUCCAACUGUAUUGUCAACCAAAACAUUAGAUAAUAGAAUGUAUUUGACAUUGAUGCAAGGUUUUACAAAAAAAUGUAAUCAUUAAAAAAGUAAUAACUAUUCA